This is a messenger RNA of Sphaerodactylus townsendi, 2232 nucleotides long. RefSeq lists its product as uncharacterized. The record is from RefSeq and is a predicted model, not a curated record. The transcript has 17 exons. Bases 1 to 2232 code for a protein of 743 amino acids. NCBI's taxonomy places the organism in Eukaryota, Metazoa, Chordata, Lepidosauria, Squamata, Sphaerodactylidae.
AUGGAUAAAGCCGCCCUGGGCCAGAACCUGUGGCGUUAUGGGGUGUUCAACAAUCUUGGCCAAUACAUCCCUGUGACUGAGCAGGUUGCUUCUCAGUGUGGUUUCACCAGCACCACAGACCUUUACGGCAACCCAGAGAUCAGAGUGUCUUUCCUGGCAUGCUCUGUCCAAAAUUUGUUCGACCAGGAGUUCAGCCUGCAUCUGCAGGUGGAAGUAACCAAUCCGGCGAACCUGACUGCUGCUUACGACGUGUCCAUGAAUUGCCCUCUUGGAGUCCCGUGGAGCCCCCGGGAAAUUGUCUGUGAAGAAAACUACAUGGAGGUGUCCGUCCGGCGUGCCGUCCCGGGAAUAGCAAAUGAGGCCCUGAAUGAGGACUGGAUUGCCGUGUGGCCUGUGGCCCAGGGGGCUAUGAACCAAGUGUGGCAAGUGGUCUUCCACUUCCAGAAUGGCUCCCUGCAGAACAUGAUGGCCACUCAGGCCCAUGCUUUGGGCUAUGGGGUCAACACCACAGCAACCCGUGUCCUCUUCCGCACACCCUACAGCACGCAGCAGACGGAAAUCACCAAGGUAAGCAGCCUGGAAAUGGAGGUUGCCCGAGCGACUGUCUUCUACAAGCAGGCCUGGAUGAUUUUGAUGGUGGACACUGCAGUCGCCUGCCCCAUCAACCCUCCGAUCUUCACAUCCUCCGCACUGAGCUGGGUAUCUCCACGGAUCAUGCCGUCUCUGGUGAAGUUCCCAGACCUGUUUCACGAUGAAGCCAUGGAGAUGGGCCUGGACGGACGUGUGAUCAAUACAGCCACCGUCGUGAGCAACGGAUACGUCUUCCUGACAGAUGCCGACUUCGUCAGCAUCUCCGUCCCCAUUGGGGCCCCAGGGGGGCUCACGGAGAGCGCCGUGAUCGACAACCGCUACGGCACGACGUACCGCAUUAAGCUGUUGCUGGACCGCAGGUGGCAAGGGGAUGAGAGUGACCGGACGCGCCACCGCAGCCUGAAGGACAUCCGGACACCCUUCGCCCCUCACGUGCUCAUCCUCAUCAACAACACUGUCCCGGACCGAGGCUACUUCGAUGUCAGCUUGGGCAACUUCCUCCCUGACGUGGCGCUGGUGACUGUGGCGAUCGGUGGCAAGCCCUUGACUCCCAGAGAGCUCCAGAGCCGCGGCUGCAACCUGGCAGAGGUUCCCAAUCCCAACGGCACCAGGGCCUUCACUCUGGCGGUCCCUUUUGAUGACCCUCUGAUACAGCAAGAGUAUCUGUAUGGCAACAUCCGGAGAUACACAUUGCCCCUGCUCUACACCUUCAACCUGGUCCCCAAAGAUCAGCCUCUUGUCCACUCUGCCACCAUUGAAUGUGAAGUCGCUGAUGUUGUCCUUCCAACCGUCGAGGGCUUCUGUGAGGCGGGAAGGAUCGUCCUGGAGAUGACCCAUGGCAAUCUGGAUCGCCACUGGGUCCCGUAUGUUGGGGAUCUGCGGCUGACAGCCAAGGUGGCCGAGUCCCAGAACUACACCUUGUGGGACGAUGGCGGCCGUUUCCACUUAUCUGUGCCCCUCCUGGCAGCUGGUUUGGUGUAUGAGGACAUUUCCCUUGAAGGCCUGACCGCCCGUCUCGACUUCAAUCUGAGGGAUAACAAGACUCUAUCGGCUAUAGUGACCUUUCCGGUUUCUUGUGUCUUCCCUACUGGGAAACUCCUGGUGUGUUUCGCCAAUGGCACAAUGGCCGCCACAGUUCUCAGCCUGGACACCAAACCUGCCUUGGACCCCAGGAGAACCCACCUUCGAGACCGGAACUGUGGACCGGUGACAGCUGAUGAAUCCAGGGCCCUUUUCUCUUUCCCGGUCACCGCUUGUGGAACAACAAGAAGGUUUGAAGGCGAUUACUUGGUGUAUGAAAAUGAAGUCACCUUCAAGAGACACGAGAUUCCAGAGGCCAAUCCAGUUAUCACCAGGGACUCCCAAUAUAGGUUGACUCUGCGCUGCCGUUACCCCCUGAAUGAGACUCUCAGAGUGUGGGCUCAGCAGUUCGUGGGGGGCAUAGUUACACCUGUGCCCUAUGCCCUUGCGGCCAGAGCGCCCCUCGCAGCUUACCGCCAGGGAAGAUCUAUGGAUGACAACAUCUUUUUCCAGAAGGCAGGGGCUGUUUCGGCAGGAGUGGCCGAACCGAUGAGGGUCUGCUUGCCAGCCCUUGGCAUGGUCUUGUUUGGAGUAGCUUUGCUGGUAGGCAUCAGUGCUUGA